This is a messenger RNA of Sinocyclocheilus anshuiensis, 711 nucleotides long. RefSeq lists its product as uncharacterized. NCBI's taxonomy places the organism in Eukaryota, Metazoa, Chordata, Actinopteri, Cypriniformes, Cyprinidae. The record is from RefSeq and is a predicted model, not a curated record. Bases 1 to 711 code for a protein of 236 amino acids. The transcript has a single exon.
AUGAUUCAUGAUCUGGAAAACGAAGAAGAAUUUCCUCCACUUCCCUUAACACCCAGUAAGCCUCCAAUCGCCAAGAAACCUACGCUUUCCCAGUUUAGUGCAGACAACUUAAGGUCUGAUGAGAUUGUUGCUAAAUUGGCUCAUCUCAUCAAUACAAGAAGCGAUGCGCUAGAAGAGAUGGUUAAAGCUACACGAGGAGAAAUUAAGGACUUAAAAGAAAAGUUGGGCUUCAUUGAAAGACGUGUAGAGAUAAGUGAACAAUCUACUCUGACCUGCAUGAAUCGUGUGGUAGACAUGGAGCGUUACAGCAGGAGAUGGAACAUGAAAGUGCACGGCAUCCCAGAAGCGGUGAAGGAGAAUGUUCGCGAGGAGGUGAUUCGUAUUUGUCAAGAAGUGUUACCGCAAGAAAGAGAGCAGUUGCCAGCUGUGAUUGAUGUAGCGCACCGUUUGGGAUCCAAGCGUUUGAAUGAGUCAAGGCCUCGAGCUGUCAUCGUUCGCUUCGCUGUGAGGAGAUACAGGGAAGCCGUGUGGAAAGCUGCGAAAAACAGCCCGUUUCUUCGAGAUCAUGGCUUGCGUUUCACCGAAGAUUUAACGAAGGAGGACAGAGAUUCCAGGCAGAAAUUAUGGCCUUUGAUUAAAAAGGCACGAGAAGAGGGUAAAUCGGCAUACUUAGCUGGAGGCCGAGGUUUUAUUGACGGCGUGGAACUGUAA